AGUCAUCUAAAGCCGAGUCCAGAAGCUUCCAAAAGCCAAUGACCACUGUGCAUUUUGCACAGCCACCCGAAAGGCAACCAACCACGCGAUAGACCCAAAAACCCACAGUAUUAGCUUCGCUAGCAAGGCGAAAAAACAUGUUCCGGGACACUUCCAGCUGCAACACGUACAACUAUGGUGACGCGCAGUACUGGGACGCGCGGUACGUCCAGGAGGGCGGGUCCUUCGACUGGUACCAGCGCUACUCGGCUCUCCGUCCUUUUGUUCGCAAGUACGUCCCCUCCACUGCUCGCCUCCUCAUGGUCGGCUGUGGCAAUGCCGUUAUGUCAGAGGACAUGGUAAAGGAUGGAUAUGAAGACAUAAUGAACAUUGACAUUUCAUUGGUGGCCAUUGAGAUGAUGAGAAAAAAAUAUGGGAACAUCCCUCAGUUGAAAUAUAUGCAAAUGGAUGUCAGGGAUAUGAGCUUCUUUCCAGACGAAUCAUUUGAUAGUGUCAUUGAUAAAGGAACUCUUGAUUCUUUGAUGUGCGGCACAGAUGCCCCAAUUAGUUCAGCUCAAAUGCUAGGGGAAGUGAGUAGGCUUCUUAAACCCGGAGGGACUUAUAUGCUGAUUACCUACGGUGAUCCUUCAGCGAGGAUGCCUCAUUUGAGCCGACCAGUAUACAAUUGGAAAACUGUGUUGUACAUCAUACAUUUUAGUAUCGUACUCUUUUCUUGGAUGGUGGAUAUUGCAAAGACCAGACCGGGAUUCAAGAAGCUUGAAAGUUGUAGUUCAACAACGAAGUCAUACUUGGAGCCGGUUCCUACUACUGAGAAGGGCUUACUUCCAUCAGAUUUUGUUUUGGAAGAUCCAGAUUCUCACUUUAUAUACGUGUGUAAAAAGAUGGAUGAAACAGAGCUGAGUAAGAUGCCUACCUACCCCUUGACAAAUGAUGUUAUAUAGAAUGCCUUACAGUGAAAGCACUGAUAAGGUAAUUCUUGUGCUGUUUACAAGCUUUGGCAUGCAUCAUGGUCUGUUCAUAUGAUUAUUGUUGCCAGAUGUACAACAAGGAUUAAUCAUUAGCAUCCUUGGAGUUGUUUGUAAAUUACUCGAGAUCCUAUUUUUUUGACAUUAGAUCGUAGGAUGCUGGAUAUGAAGAUUAAAAUUGAACAAGGGAACGGAUCCCAUUGGAGGAACUGUAGUGAGUGAGAUUAACGUCAACUUUAUGUCCUGUUACUGUGCUACCAGACAUGAAUGUUGUUUUCUAGUA
Molecule: messenger RNA, 1248 nt
Organism: Juglans microcarpa x Juglans regia
Lineage: Eukaryota; Viridiplantae; Streptophyta; Magnoliopsida; Fagales; Juglandaceae
Product: EEF1A lysine methyltransferase 4-like
Exons: 9
Coding region: 138-941 (267 amino acids)
Molecular function (GO): S-adenosylmethionine-dependent methyltransferase activity
Source: RefSeq, a predicted model, not a curated record